AUGCGUCUGGCAACGGCUAUUUUGAUCUCGACGUUGUCUGCAAUUGUUUGUCAAACCGAAUUGAAUGAAGAGCCGGAAGAUGUGACAUUGCCACAGCCAGAGCUCAAAACAGACGAUGUUAAGAAGUUGUUUCAACCUUUGAUGAGUGAGUUAAUAUUUUAGUUUUUGUUUUUAGUAUUUUAAGGUGUCUUUACCAUUGAGAGAAAAAAUGCUUUUAAAUUUUUUAGGAAUUAUUCAAGAAUCUAAGACAAGAAUGAGCGAAGCCGAAUUUUUGGACGCGUUGAAGCCAGCAGUUCGUAAGUUUUUGUUCUUAUAGCGGAAUUUGAAGAUUAAUUUUAAAACAAUUUUUAAGUAAGACGCUUGUUGAUAAUGUUUCCUUUUCAGGUACAAUCUUUGAAAGUAAUGAAAUCAACAAUGAGACCUUGAGGACAGCUUUUGAGCCUAUUGCAGGUAUGUUUUAAGAUUUUUUAAUAUUAUUUUAGGUAUAUUUUGAUCGUAAUGGAUUAUUAAUUGAUAAGUGUUUUAUAGAGAAAAUUACAAAAGAUACAGGAAACAGUUUCAAUGUAUCCCAAUUUGUUCGUGAAGGUACAGCUGUGGACUUAUUGAACCUUACCCGAGUGGCCGUGACUGCUAAUCCACUUGAUCGAGCUCAAAAUGUCUUGAACAACAUCAAUGACAUGGUUGGAGGCAAACCGAAUUCAGUGUCUGGGCUUUCGGCUUUGAAGAAUUGGGAUGUGAGUUUUACAAAUAAAAAUUUAAUUUAAAAUUUUUUUCAAGGAAGGUUAACAAAAAUGUUAAUUGGAUACUUUAUGUUAAUUAUGACUAACUUUUUAGCUUGGCAGCUUGACAACAAAUCAGAUUGAUUUAGUUCAUGAAGCUUUCAAUCGAAUGACAUCGGACGACAAAGUCGAUUAUCCAUUUAGCUAUGGAAAGCAACAAAUGCAUCUUCAGUGUCAAGUAGUCGACGACAAGGGAAAUACUCAAACCUUCUCUCAAAAUGAUUUGGUUAAGGUUGUUCAGGUAUGCCUUUUAUAACUCAAUUUAAAUUAAAAAAAGUUGAUUUAUAAGCAAUUUGAAAAAUUGGAAAGAUGUUGAUUAUAAAGAAGUAUGUUUGAUUUUUAUCGUUUAGGAGAACGUACCAGAAUUCUUCAACCAGUACAAAAAAUUCACCGAAGUGACCGCCACUCCGCCAAGACCUCGAGUUGUCCCAACCACAGCAGCACCAAUCCAAUUCCGAACUGAUGAAAUGAACAGCGCUUCACGUUCUUACAGUAUUCUUAUUGCUAUCUUACCUACUGUUGCUUACUUAUUAUUGUGA
This is a messenger RNA of Bursaphelenchus okinawaensis, 1318 nucleotides long. The record is from the annotation of a GenBank genome assembly. Lineage: Eukaryota; Metazoa; Nematoda; Chromadorea; Rhabditida; Aphelenchoididae.